AUGAAUACUAUUGGCCAACAUAAGGAACAAUUUUUAUCAUUGUUAGAAGCCCAUAAUACUGUUGAGCUUUCCAGAUUCUUUGAUUCACCACCAAUCUUAGUCGUUGGUGAAUUUGCCAGUGAAAACCAAGAAGACUCCAAAGUACCAGAAAUUCAAACCAAUGAAUUGGCAACUAUUGUUUUGCAAUUAAAGGCAAUGGGUAUCAAUGAUAUUACAAGCGACAUUGACUUAAUUACACCUCCAUCAAAAGAAUCUGUUGAAAAAGCAUUAAGGGACUUGGUAGGCUUCCAAGCAAUCAACUCUCUUGAAGACCCAUCACUUACACCAAUUGGUAAAGCAAUGGCUGGUUUCCCACUCGAUCAAUGCUACUCAAGAAUGAUCGUUCAAGCAGAGCAAUUGGGUUGUACUGAUGAUAUUCUAACUAUUAUCUCAACUGCUGAUCAAGAGUUGUUCACAUCCCCCAUUAAUGCAGAGUUUAUAGUUAAAGAUAGUGACCAUUUAACACUACUUAAUGUUUACAACUCAUUUGCAGCAAACCAAUUUUCAAGCGAAUGGUGUGAUAAACAUCAAAUUAACUUCAAAUCAAUGGAACGUUGCAAGAAAAUUAGAGAACAACUAUUAACUUUAAUGAAUAAGUAUUCAAUUAAAUUAGUUUCCUCAUUACCCAAUGGAGUUGAUAAUAUUAAAAAAUCAAUUCAAUCCGGUCUCCAUAUGAAUGUAGCCCAGUUACAAUCAGAUGGCUCUUAUCAAACCAUAGCUAAAGAUAAAUCUUUAUUUUUACACCCAAGCUCAGUAUUAGCAUCAUUAGAGUCUCCACCACAGUGCGUAGUCUUUACAACCAUUUCAGCAGACCCAGCAACAGAACCAAAUAAACAAUUUAUGAAACUAAAUACAGUUGUUGAUUCAAAUUGUUUAUAAACAAUUAAAAUCGAUAUACAAAAAAGCAAUAGAAAUAAUAUAAAUAAAUAAUAACCUGCUUAAUAAUAGCAAUAUCUCUAAUAAUUAUUAAUUUAAAAAGAUAAAAAAAUAAAAAAUAAAAAAAUAAAAAAUAAACCUUUAUUUCC
Messenger RNA from Dictyostelium purpureum, 1064 nucleotides. RefSeq lists its product as uncharacterized. Lineage: Eukaryota; Evosea; Eumycetozoa; Dictyosteliales; Dictyosteliaceae. The transcript is spliced from 2 exons. The record is from RefSeq and is a predicted model, not a curated record. Gene Ontology annotation, molecular function: RNA binding. Gene Ontology annotation, cellular component: intracellular anatomical structure. Bases 1 to 918 code for a protein of 305 amino acids.